Messenger RNA from Microdochium trichocladiopsis, 402 nucleotides. RefSeq lists its product as uncharacterized. Bases 50 to 364 code for a protein of 104 amino acids. Lineage: Eukaryota; Fungi; Ascomycota; Sordariomycetes; Xylariales; Microdochiaceae. The record is from RefSeq and is a predicted model, not a curated record. The transcript has 2 exons.
CCUGUGCUAUGGUCAUGACGGCGGCGAUGGCUCAAGAACUGGUGGGAAGAUGCUGAAAGCUGCUUGUGACGAUGUGCAUGGAGGUGCGUCAGCCUGGAUAUAUUCACGGAGCAGGGAAAGUCGAAGCUACAACGGCACCAAUACUGAUGACCACCCUCUUGGGUCGAUAUACGGAAUGGCAGACACCAGCUCUGUCUGCGAGGGCAUAUUCCUGUGCCUGCCUGCCCGAUGCCCGACUUGCGCAUGUGUGGCAAGGAGUCGUGCGAGAACCACUGGUCUAACCGACCGUUGCACCCGUCCUCAUCACUGCUCCGGACGAGAGCAACGGCACACUAGCACGCCUCCGUCUGCAUGGGUCAGCUAGCAGAGGAGGGGGGUUUCUCGCAGUGACCUGGAUGGUAC